Messenger RNA from Chanos chanos (milkfish), 1664 nucleotides. RefSeq names its product UBA domain containing 2 (gene ubac2). Gene Ontology annotation, molecular function: serine-type endopeptidase activity; protein binding. NCBI's taxonomy places the organism in Eukaryota, Metazoa, Chordata, Actinopteri, Gonorynchiformes, Chanidae. The coding region runs from base 134 to 1174 and encodes 346 amino acids. The record is from RefSeq and is a predicted model, not a curated record. The transcript is spliced from 9 exons.
CCUUACACUUAGAAUUUCUCCCUUUAACUUUUAUCCUAAGUUUUUUCGCCCUUAUCAAUUGUGCCUUUGCGUAGCUGUCCUUCGCUGUCGUUUAAUAAUUAAUAUAUAAGUAUUUGUAUGUAUUUUCAACAUAAUGUUCACGACUACCGGUUCGAGAGGGCUGUAUAAAGCUCCAGUUUCCAAAAGCUUGCUUCUGAUUCCCAGUGCUCUGUCUGUCGUGCUGACUGUGGUCUUGCCCCAAUACCAAAGUCUGUUUGUGUAUAGUCUUCAAGCAAUAAAGCAGGACAAACAGUUCUGGAGGCUCCUGUCUGGAAGGCUGAUCUGUUUGGACUUGAAGGACACGUUCUGCAGCGGCCUGCUCAUUUACAACUUUCGCAUUUUCGAGAGGAGGUUCGGCAGUCGCAAAUUCGCCUCCUUCCUGUUCGGUACCUGGGUACUCUCUGCUGUAGUGGACUUCCUGCUGAUAGAGGCUUUGCACUUCCUGUUCGAGCUUCAGGUGGACGUGCUGCCAGCGGGACUGCUCGGCCCCGUCUUUUCUCUCUUCGUGCCUUUCUAUUCCUCUAUCCCACGGGUCCAGGUCACCCAGAUGCUGGGACAGAUCUUUAUCACCAACAAAUCCCUGGUCUACAUCGUGGGCCUGCAGUUGUUGACCUCAAGCGCCUUUAUGUGGGUCAUUGCUCUUAGUGGGUUGAUCUCAGGCCUGCUCUACUACGCCGACGUCCUGGCCGUGCAGCGGUGUCUCUCAGUGCCUGCCUGGCUCGCCCGAUUCGCCUCUCUUCUCCUGGAGCCCCUCUUUUCGGGCGCCGAGCCCACCACGGAGGCGCCGGUCGGCAUGGGUGCCACCUUGGACAUUCAACGCCAGCAGAGGAUGGACUUGCUAGACCAGCAGUUGCUCUUGUCCCAACUUGCGCAGUUCAGAAGAAACACCCAACAACCACAGGUAGGCGGGGCUUUCCUGCUGAAUUGGAACAGGUUCUUCCCGUCCCUACGCCAGAGAGCGCCGAAUCGUCCGGCGGCGCCCCCCCGCCCACGCCCCCUGGACAACACCCCCGUCGCUGAAGAGCAGGUUGCCAGAUUGAUGGAGAUGGGUUUUUCCAGAGUGGAUGCCCAAGAGGCCCUCCGCGCGUCCAACAAUGACAUCAACAUGGCAACAAACUUUCUGCUCCAACACUGAUGCUGAUGCAACUAGUGAGGAAAGUGAGCAACUGGGGCGACAGAGAGAUUAAGAGAAAGAGACGAAAUAGGAAAGCGAUGUAGAGACAAAGAUGAGGGGGAAAAAAGAGAGAGAGAGAGAGAGAGAGAGAGAGAGAGCGAACAGGAGACAGCUAGUCACUGUCAUCGUGGGGCGUCAUACCUAAAGUGGAUAAAACUGAAGUUACGACACGGGUGUCAGGAAACAUCGGGGUGGAUGUAUAGACCAUACAUCCAGAGUUCAGGAAGGACUUAUCCGGAACUAAGUGCAUCACGUCCUGUCUGAUGCUCCUUGAUUGGAAAAUGAAACGCUGAGGCAGUUGCUGCUGCUGCUGCUGCUGCUGCUGCUGUUUCCUGCCGUGCUUCCGGGAGUCGACCUGACCCGCCGUAAACCGAGCACUCUACGAGUGAAACCGAGAGCCGAGAUGGUUGAAGAUCAUCACUCACAUUGAUAACUCAGGGCUUGUGUUGUG